GAUGCAUCGUGUUCCGUAUCUGGAGCCGAGAUGUUUUUAUGUGCUUUUGGAUCGAAUCGUAUCUAAAUCCAACAAGGGCCUCGUUUUACGUCAUCCAUCCGACAGCAUCUCCUCCGUUCCUCGGUGAAGAUGCGGUGGUUGUUAGUUGGUAGAUCAAGGAGGAAGCCGGUGUCACUCCACUGCCUUCUCAUCGCGUCUGCAGCUUUCACCGGUAUCGGCAUCUUAUUCCUCACUCUCCGCUCUCUCGACGAUCCGACUCCGUCAUCAUUCACCACACACCACUUCACUACCACCGUCACUCAACCGGAAGAUGAAAAGCAAAUAACAAAAACCAAAGGAUGCGCUACGGUGGAAGAGAUGGGCGAUGAUUUCCGAGGUGGAUUUCUUGAGCAGAGUCUCCGCGUUAGAAAUAUCAUUCAACGUCACUUCGAUCUUAACGGUGCUGCUAGAAUCCGAGGUCUUCCUCCAGCGGAAUUCUGCAGACAAAGAUUUGUGAUUGCAAAAGCAUCAGAAGCAGGUUUUGGAAACGAAAUGUACAAGAUUCUAACAGCAGCAGUAUUGAGUGUAAUCUUGAACCGAUCACUGAUAAUUGGACAAACCAGAGGAAAAUACCCUUUUGGGGAGUACAUAUCGUAUACCAAUACUGCUUUUACCCUGAAUGAAGUCAAACAUCUAUGGAGACAAAACGGAUGUUUGACCACUUACGGGAAGCAUUUGGUUAUGAGAAUUGAUGAUUUUCAAAGGCCAUUAAAGACAAAUGUUCUUUGUAGCAAUUGGAGGGAGUGGGAAGAGCCUAUAAUAUGGUUCCAGAAUACUACAGAUGCAGUGGCAGCUCAAUUUUUUUUAAAGAAUGUUCAUGUUGAGAUGAGAAAGGCUGCUUCUGAGCUCUUUGGGCAACCUGAAAAACACUCAUAG
Molecule: messenger RNA, 915 nt
Organism: Lactuca virosa
Lineage: Eukaryota; Viridiplantae; Streptophyta; Magnoliopsida; Asterales; Asteraceae
Source: the annotation of a GenBank genome assembly